AUGGAUCAACCAAACUCAAGUAGAUCAUCGACAACCCUCGAAAACGGAACUCGUCCAGACGAAGCAACAUUUGCUCCCUUAAACACCCACCAGAGCACAAUGUCCCGCGUCCGCCGCUCCCUCUCUCACAGCCACUCAAGAGACGGUUCUCAGAAGGAACAUCGAGAUCCGGACCUCGAUAUCGAUCUUCCCUAUCGUACCCUCAGCGCAAACGCCAAUCUCGAUGAAUACCGUGUUGAAGUCCCCGGCGGUGCCAUCCCCGGUCCCGUCCAGCCUGAGGAGAUCGCUCGAAAAUCUACAAACCACGAGCCCGGAACGGAACGCCGCUACAAGCUCGUCACUUUCACGCCGGGAGACCCUGAGAAUCCCAAGAACUGGAGCAAGGCGUACAAGUGGUGGUGCACUAUGUGCGUUGCGCUGACAUGCUUCGUCGUCGCUUUUUGCUCGUCCGUCAUCACUGCUGAUAUCGCGGGUGUGACCAAGGAUCUCAAUGUCAGCAAUGAGCUUGCUCUUGCGAGUAUCAGUCUGUUUGUCGUUGGCUUUGGCGUUGGACCUAUGGCUUUCGCGCCUUUGUCUGAGAUUUACGGUCGAAGGAUUAUCUACGGCUCUACCCUCUUCAUUGCUUUCAUCUUUAUUAUUCCUUGCGCCGUGGCCAAGAACAUCGAGACUCUUCUCGUCUGCCGUGCCAUUGAUGGUAUUGCUUUCUCUGCGCCUAUGACCCUUGUCGGUGGCACACUUGCCGAUAUGUGGAGGAAUGAAGAGCGUGGUGUUCCCAUGGCCGCAUUCUCUGCUGCUCCCUUUAUCGGUCCUGCUAUUGGUCCUCUCGUUGGUGGUUUCCUCUCCGAUGCUGCUGGCUGGCGCUGGCUCUACUGGAUCCAACUCAUCCUGGCCUUUGUCGUCUGGAUCCUCAUCACCUUUACCGUCCCCGAGACCUAUGCCCCAACCAUUCUGGCCCGUCGCGCUCGCAAGCUCCGAGCCGAAACUGGAGAGACCGACCAUGUAACUGAGCAAGAGCUCGAUCUGCGCCCAAUCUCUGAACGUCUUCGAAUCUUCCUCAUCCGACCUUUCCAGCUCCUCUUUGGCGAGCUCAUCGUGUGUCUCAUUUCGCUGUACAUGAGUGUCCUCUACGGUCUUUUGUACAUGUUCUUCGUCGCCUACCCCAUAGUCUACCAAAAGGGCAAGGGAUACUCUGCUGGAAAGACUGGUCUUAUGUUUAUUCCCAUUGCAGUCGGUGUCCUUAUGUCCGCUUUCUGCGCCCCCUUCGUCAACAAGCACUACCUCACGCUUGUUAAGAAGCACAACGGUCACCCUCCCGCUGAAGUCCGUCUGAUUCCCAUGAUGAUUUCAUGUUGGUGCAUCCCCAUCGGUCUCUUCAUCUUUGCCUGGACUUCAUACUCAGACCUCUCCUGGGCUGGUCCGGCCAUGGGUGGUUUCCCUGUCGGAUUUGGGUUCAUCUUCCUCUACAACUCUGCCAACAACUACCUCGUCGAUUCUUACCAACACCAAGCCGCUUCUGCUCUCGCCGCAAAGACUUGUAUCCGAAGUUUCUGGGGUGCUGCCGUCGUUCUCUUCACUGAGCAGAUGUACGAGCGUCUCGGCGACCAGUGGGCAUCGACCCUUCUAGCCUUCCUCGGUCUUGCAUGCUGUGCUAUUCCCUUUAUGUUCUGGAAGUACGGUGCCAAGAUCCGAGAGCGCAGCAAGUACGCUUACGCUGGCGAGGACGAGAGUGUCGACGAUAUUGAAAAGGUCAAGAGCCACAACGCCUCGGGCGGUCAGGUUCGCAAUGAUUCCGAUGACGAAGACUUGCGCCGUGCUCGAAGCUACGUGAGCAAUCCUUAA
Messenger RNA from Fusarium pseudograminearum CS3096, 1839 nucleotides. RefSeq lists its product as uncharacterized. Gene Ontology annotation, biological process: transmembrane transport. Gene Ontology annotation, molecular function: transmembrane transporter activity. NCBI's taxonomy places the organism in Eukaryota, Fungi, Ascomycota, Sordariomycetes, Hypocreales, Nectriaceae. Bases 1 to 1839 code for a protein of 612 amino acids. The record is from RefSeq and is a predicted model, not a curated record. The transcript has 2 exons.